UGAGUCUCCAUUGGAAAAUCUUUCACUUUAAAACCAUUCUCUCUCUCAUUGUCAUUCAGAACCUGCACAGGAAGAAAACAUGUUUUUCCAAUACAAACAUCAGCAUGGCAAGAGAGACAGAUUCCUCAACAUGGGAAAACUGGUACCUUUGAUGUUCAUAGCCACCAUUUUCGGCCUCUUCCUCCUCUAUUCUCCAAACCCUUUUACAAUUAUAUCUAAACAAGGCCUCGAUUCUGUCCCCGAAAAACAACAACCACCCAAACAAGGCCUUGAUUCCUUCCAAAUACAACCACCAGCCCCCAUGCAAGGCCCUGCUGAUCAUCAUCAUCAUCAUAAUCUCAAACCCCAGAAAAAAAAGGAUUGUGACUUGUUUAAGGGUCAUUGGGUGCAAGAACCAAGAGGGCCUUUCUACACCAAUUCAAGCUGCACAACAAUUCCUGAGUCAAAAAAUUGUUUCAAAAAUGGGAGGAAAGACAUGGAUUUUCUCAAUUGGAGAUGGAAACCUGACGAAUGCCACCUCCCACGGUUUGAUGCAAGAAGCUUUCUGCAAAUUGUGCAGGGAAAGAAAAUGGCAUUUAUCGGUGACUCGGUUGCCCGGAAUCAUAUGGAAUCCCUACGAUGCCUCUUGUCACAGGAGGAAAUUCCAAAUGACGUUUACAAGGAUUCGGAAGACAGGUUCCGGACAUUGUACUUCCCUCGCCACGACUUCACCCUUAUGGUCCUUUGGAGCAAAUUCCUUAUAGUCGGUGAGGAAAGAAUGAUAAAUGGUACGGGGUCAAGCUUUUUUGACUUGCAGAUUGACAAGGUUGAAGACGAGUGGGCUAAGUACCUCCCUGAUAUAGACUACGCUAUCAUCUCGGCUGGGCAUUGGUUCUUCCGAGUAUUGUACCUACAUGAAGGCGAGAAUCAAGUAGGAUGUGUUUACUGCCAUGAACCAAAUGUCACUGACCUCAACAUUGACUUCGCUCUUCGAAUGGCUGUUCGAGCUACGUUGAAGCACAUCAAUGGCUGCAAGAACUGCAGCACUCGCCUGAUGACUCUAUUAAGGACGUUUGCGCCUGCCCACUUUGAGAAUGGGUUUUGGAAUACAGGAGGAUACUGCAACAGGACAACUCCAUUCAAAGAGACGGAGGUAGACUUGGAGAAAUUUGAGUGGCAGCUGAGGAAUGUUCAGGUAGAAGAAUUUGAAAGAGCAAGAGAAGCAGGGGAAAAACAGGGGAAGAGGUUUGGGUUAGUUGAUGUUACAAGGGCCAUGUUGAUGAGACCUGAUGGGCACCCAGGAGAACAUUGGGGCAACACAUGGAAAGGAGGCUACAACGAUUGUGUCCAUUGGUGCAUGCCGGGCCCUGUUGACACCUGGAGUGAACUUUUUCUAGCAGCUCUGAGAAAGGAAGCAGAGGCAGGGUUGAGUUCUUGAUUGAGGGUAGUUAGACGACCAAUAUAGCACACAUAUCUUAGCCAUAAUAACAUCCCCAUUUUUGUUCAUAACGGCAAUAUAUAGUUGUUUGGGUUGAAAAAUAUAAGCAUGCCAAUGAGAAAUAAUCCUGGAAGAUCAAGAUUUGUGAUUGGACGAUCAAGGGUCUUGCUUGCGUUUAUAAAAAUGUCAUUCAUUUGAAUCUAAAUUUGCUACAGAGUUUUUUUUU
This is a messenger RNA of Corylus avellana, 1643 nucleotides long. RefSeq names its product TRICHOME BIREFRINGENCE-LIKE 22 (gene TBL22). Gene Ontology annotation, cellular component: Golgi apparatus. NCBI's taxonomy places the organism in Eukaryota, Viridiplantae, Streptophyta, Magnoliopsida, Fagales, Betulaceae. Gene Ontology annotation, molecular function: O-acetyltransferase activity. The record is from RefSeq and is a predicted model, not a curated record.